UGUGAAUCAUCUGCAAAACUCCACGUAUGCCAAUUGUCAAUCAAUUGUGAUUGCGGCGACUACCCUUGCGAUCCAAAAGACGGCACUUGCCUGUGUCCUGUUGGGUUGAGUGGACCCAAAUGCAAGCAAGAUCCGAAUAGUGUAGCAAAACGAGGUGAUCUGCCAGAGGAUUGGGAGUGGCGAGCCCGACGGUGA
Messenger RNA from Ostertagia ostertagi, 195 nucleotides. The record is from the annotation of a GenBank genome assembly. NCBI's taxonomy places the organism in Eukaryota, Metazoa, Nematoda, Chromadorea, Rhabditida, Trichostrongylidae.